AUGUCCUCGACCGUCUACACCCUCCUCCAGUUCAGCGCGGAUCCCUGGAAUGCCCGCUUCGAAGACCUUGAGAGCAGACUCGCCUUCACAGUGUGUAUUGAGGAGGACCCAAACCUCAUAAUGAGACUCACGCGCGAGAAGCCCUGGACCCAGCAGCAUCCGGACAUCAUGGGGCCCAGCAAUUCGUAUUUCUAUUUUGGUCCUAACCGCGCACCGGGCUACCUCGUAUACGGGAACAGCCCACCACAGUCGAUGGCAAACGCGCGACGGCAGAAGAGAGACAACAGCCCCUCACGCUAUUUCAUAGCGCAGAACGGUAAAGAAUUCAAGUGGAAGGUCACCCCUCAGCGACUAGAGUGCCUAGAUAGUAAGGGAAGCACGGUGGCCCUAUGGGAAACAAGCCAGCUCGAAGACCCGUUCCAUGCGCGGUUAACCAUUAAACAUUCAGCGCUCUCCAUAGCCACCGAACUCGUGACGACCUUGACCCUCAACCGCAUUGCGAUGAUAAUGAAUUGGUGA
Molecule: messenger RNA, 519 nt
Organism: Fomitopsis serialis
Lineage: Eukaryota; Fungi; Basidiomycota; Agaricomycetes; Polyporales; Fomitopsidaceae
Exons: 4
Coding region: 1-519 (172 amino acids)
Source: RefSeq, a predicted model, not a curated record